Salarias fasciatus (jewelled blenny) is the source of this 2425-nucleotide messenger RNA. RefSeq names its product coenzyme Q8A, genome duplicate b (gene coq8ab). Gene Ontology annotation, biological process: ubiquinone biosynthetic process. NCBI's taxonomy places the organism in Eukaryota, Metazoa, Chordata, Actinopteri, Blenniiformes, Blenniidae. The coding region runs from base 248 to 2032 and encodes 594 amino acids. The transcript has 15 exons. The record is from RefSeq and is a predicted model, not a curated record.
AGCGAGCGCGCGGGACGGAGCAGAACAACAGGCCGCGCAGGGGCUUUGUUGAUCGUCGGAGGAACCAGUUGAACUUUGCUCCACACGCCGCUCCCCUCCUCAGGGUCGCGUCGGGCCGCGCUGCACGUCCUCCACGCGGCGGAGAGGCGCGGAACAGCAAGGCUCUCUGAACUGUACUGAAUUAUCCUGGGUUUCUUUUUUUUCUUUUUUUUUUUUGCAAAGCUUCAGUUGGUCUCCACAGGAGGACAUGACCGGCGACACGGUGGUCCGGAGGGGUCUGUGCUGGGUCAAGCAAGCGGCCACCCGAGCCUCGCCGGGCCGCCUGACCUGCACUGGGAGCCAGAGGCCGGCUAGCCUCCAUCACACUGCCGCAUCAGUGAGGAAGACGUUGGACAGAGCGGGAGAAGUUUGCACCCGCAGAUCUGCUGCACACAGAUAUUCCACCAUGGCUGCUGGUCUCAGCUCCUGCUUCAGUGGGACGGGAUGUCGGGGGACCUGCGGUGGGAAAUGUGCUACUAAACGCCACAGAGACUGGUCCAGACCGCUGUUCUCUGGACAUACGAGGCUAUUUAACCAGGAAAACUCCACAGUGGGGCGGCUGAGGCCGGAGGACAUCGACAAAGCAAGAAACGCCAAGAAAGCGGACACCAAGCAAUACAAGCAAGUGCUGAGUGAAAAGGCCCGAGAGAGGAGAGUUCCCGUCACACGGAUAGGAAGGCUGCUGAAUUUUGGAGGUCUGGCUCUGGGACUUGGCAUGGGAGCGAUCGCUGAAGUGGCUAAAAACAGCUUCAGACCCAAACAGCAAGGGGAUAAAAAAGCCGUCCUGGACUCAAGCACCUUUCUUUCCGAAGCCAACGCUAAAAGGAUUGUCCGGACGCUUUGCAAGGUUCGAGGCGCAGCCCUGAAAGUUGGACAGAUGCUCAGUAUUCAAGACGAUGCUUUUAUCAACCCUCAGCUGGCCAAAGUGUUCGAGCGUGUUCGACAGAGUGCCGACUUCAUGCCCAACAAGCAGAUGAUGAAAACCAUCAGCAACGAUCUGGGCCCAAACUGGAGGGACAGGCUGGAGCACUUCGAGGAGAGGCCGUUUGCGGCGGCGUCCAUCGGUCAGGUUCACCUGGCGAGGCUGAAGGAUGGCAGAGAGCUGGCCAUGAAGGUUCAGUACCCGGGAGUUGCCCAAAGUAUCAGCAGCGACGUGAACAAUAUCAUGACUGCGCUGAGCUUAAGCAACAUGCUGCCUGAAGGUCUGUUUCCUGAGCACCUGGUGGAGGUCAUGAGCCGCGAGCUGGCGCUGGAGUGCGAUUAUAUAAGAGAGGCCAACUCCACCAGGAAGUUCCAGGAGCUGCUGACAGACCACCCGUUCUUCUACGUGCCCGAGGUGAUCGACGAGCUGAGCGGCCGGCACGUCCUCACGACAACGCUGGUGCCCGGUUUCCCCUUGGACCGGUCCACAGACCUCCCCCAGGAGCUCAGGAACGAGAUCUGUGAGCAGAUCCUGAUCCUGUGCCUGAGGGAGCUCUUCGAGUUCAGAUUCAUGCAGACCGAUCCGAACUGGUCCAACUUCUUCUUUGAUCCAAACACUCACAAGGUUGCGCUGUUGGAUUUUGGAGCAACACGAGGGUUUGAUCAAAGCUUCACCGACGCGUACAUCGAGAUCAUCAAAGCGGCUGCAGACCAGAACAGAGAAGGAGUCCUGCAGCGAUCCAGAGACAUGAAGUUCCUCACUGGAUACGAGUCAAAGACGAUGGAGAACGCCCACGUGGACGCCGUGAUGAUCCUGGGCGAGGCCUUCUCCUCCGCCGAGCCCUUCGACUUCGGCAAGCAGAGCACCACCAAGCGCAUCCACAGCCUCAUCCCGGUGAUGCUGCGGGAGCGACUCACGCCGCCCCCCGAGGAGACCUACUCCCUCCACAGGAAGAUGGGCGGCUCCUUCCUCAUCUGCUCCAAACUCAACGCCAAAAUCUCCUGUAAGGACAUGUUUCAGGAGGCCUACAGCAACUACCAGAGAGAGGCACGCACCAAACCUUCAUGUUAACAAGCAGCCUUCCAAAGGAGAACAUGCUUGAAUCUGGACUUUAUCAUGUUAUUUGUGGUAUUUUGAAUGAAUUCUUAGCUGCAAAUGUAUUUUUGGGACCAGAAAGAGUCCUGAUCAUGACAAUGUUAUUAGUCUUUUUUUUUUUUACUUACCGUUACUGCAUGAGCAACAAAAACAUGGUGUAAUAAUAUUAUGUGCCUUUCAAGGGCUUUUCUUGCCUGUGUGCUUUCAAUGCAAUCACUCAGACCUCUUUCCUGAUGAACUGGAACCUCCCGACGAAGACUUGAGGAUUUUUUUUGUAUGUUUUACUGGAUUCACUGCUGAACUGUAUUUUCUAUGUACGAUCAGUUUCAGGUGAAAUAAAUAGACUCUGAUGCUACAAGGACAAAUGAA